Messenger RNA from Haplochromis burtoni (Burton's mouthbrooder), 3586 nucleotides. RefSeq names its product protocadherin alpha-9. Gene Ontology annotation, cellular component: plasma membrane. Gene Ontology annotation, biological process: homophilic cell-cell adhesion. The record is from RefSeq and is a predicted model, not a curated record. NCBI's taxonomy places the organism in Eukaryota, Metazoa, Chordata, Actinopteri, Cichliformes, Cichlidae. Gene Ontology annotation, molecular function: calcium ion binding.
UAAGUGGAAUAUGUUAGUACUAACUUCACAAACUAUUUAAAGAUGUGAUUUUUCUUUAUCGGUUUGGAGUUGAGUUGAAAUGUACAGCUGUUAAUAAGCCAAAAUAAACAAAGUUCAUGAACCUUUCAAGUUUAGACAGAACGUUAUUGUCGCUAUCCGUGGUGCUGAAAUCAGAAAGGUGCAAGUUGCCGGUCAUUUGGAGGGUGCAUCAGGGGACUUAAUUGGGGCACGGUCGACAAAGACAAGUGUUUUCCCUGGAAAUUUGACAUACAAUUCAUGCUAGAUCUUUUUACUUAGUGGAGAAUGGUGUAAAGUUUGUUUUAUCACAUUUAGCAAGGUUAUUCGACCGCUUAUUCAAUCACCUUCGCUCUCAUACUUUUAGAAAUUAGGAAAAUGUGUUUAUUUUAUGUCAUAAUAGUAGUAAGUUCUUGCUGUAUCUUUCUGGUGUCGAAAUAUUUUCAAUAAGGUCUGUCAAUUCUAACUCGUGUACUUUUAGACGGGGUAUCACCAAGAGGAAAGUUAUGAUUUUUUUUCUUUGUUAACUGAGAAAUAAUCAGAAUGGGAACAGGAAAAAAAAUCCUUUGAAAUGCACCAUAACAUAUAAGUUAACAGGGUUAUGUUCAUAAUUAAUGAGAAGUUGAUCGCCUUGGACGGGUGGGUAGUCAUUUAAUUGUUGCUGUUCCUAAAGCUUAAAUGCAGUUAUUUUACAUUACCAGAUGGUGGCACUGAAGACCAUGACAUCUAGAUGUUAUUUCUAAAGGCAUAAGACUCCACCCAGAAACAGAGGAUGAUCUUUCUCUGGGCUUUGUAACAAAGAGGCGCAGAGCGAGAGAGAAAGGGCGAAAAAUUUAUUAGGCUGACUUGUUGUGAUUGCCUUUGUUUGCGGAUAUCUGACGGUUGCUGGUGGACACAAAGUGUGCCUGAUUUCGGUGGAUUUAAUCAUGCAUUUCCCAACAAAAACAGAUAUUUUGCGGGCUUAUUCUGUGGCCGUGCUGCUGAAUUAUUGCUGGGAAGCGGUGUCUGGACAGCUCUCGUACUCUGUAUCGGAGGAGGAAAAUACUGGGACAUCUGUUGGAAAUAUUGCCAAAGAUCUAAAUCUCAAUGUACAGGAUUUAGAGUCUCGUAGGUUUCAGAUUGUUAGUGGAUCACAGAAGAAGUAUUUCGAUGUGAAUUUAAAAACUGGUGUUCUUUAUGUCAGCGAAAGAAUCGACCGCGAGGAGCUUUGUGGAAGGGCUUCAAAAUGUACUGUCAAUGUAGAGGCGGUGAUCAACGUCCCGCUGAAGCUUUAUCGCUUAGAGAUAAAUAUAAAAGAUAUAAACGACAACGCACCAGUUUUCUCUGAGAAGCUGCAGUCGCUUGAUGUUCCAGAAAAUACUUUACCGGGAGUCAAAUUUGGACUGAUAGAGGCAUCAGAUUUGGAUGUUGGUAAAAACGGUGUUAAUACAUAUAAACUUAGUAAUAACGAUUAUUUUACAUUAGAUAUUCAUAAAGGAGAAGACAGCGUGUCUGCUGAGUUAGUACUGCAGAAAUCGUUAGACAGAGAGCAGGAUUCUGUUAUAAAACUCACGCUGACUGCAGUAGACGGAGGAAACCCACCCAAGUCAGGGACAUCGCUUAUUAUCAUUUCCGUGAUGGAUACUAAUGACAACCAUCCCGUGUUCAGUAAGUCUUUGUACAAAAUUAAAAUUCCUGAAAACUUGUCCAGUGGGUCGACAGUGAUUACGCUGAAUGCAACAGACACAGAUGAGGGUUCAAACAGUGAAAUUGAAUAUUCUUUGAGAAAAAAAGGCCAAGAUCAUAUUUUAGAUUUAUUUGAAAUUAAUUCAAAAACGGGAGUGAUUUCAAUUAAGGGUAAAGUCGAUUAUGAAGAAAAUCGUGCAUUUGAGAUCCAUGCGGAGGCAAGUGACAAGGGUCAGCCUCCGAUGUCUGCUCAUUGCAAAGUGUUGGUAGAAGUGCUGGAUCUAAAUGACAACGCUCCUGAGAUCACGGUAACGUCACUACUAAAUACAGUGAAAGAAGACGCGGAAGUAGGUGCAGCCAUUGCACUUGUCUCGGUUUUGGAUAAAGAUGGUGGGAAUAACGGGGCAGUGAAAGCUGUGAUUGUAAAUAAGACUCCAUUUAAACUGGACACAAACUAUAGAAAUUAUUACUCUUUAGUGGUUACUGGUCCGCUUGACAGAGAAACUACAGACGAGUACAAUGUUACUAUAAUAGCAACUGAUGAAGGAGCUCCUCCUCUCUCCAGCACCAGCAUAAUUAGUGUUCACGUUUCUGAUGUCAAUGACAACUCGCCUCGCUUCUCUGAUCCGAUACUUAAUAUUUAUGUUAAAGAAAACAGUCCAGUAGGAGCAGUCAUUCUCUCUUACUCCGUCUCAGAGGAGGUGAAUCUGGGGACUGUUGUCGGAAAUGUCGCGAAAGAUCUGAGCAUCAAUGUCCAGGAUUUGGAGGCCCGCAUGUUUCAAAUCGUUGCUGGAUCAAAGAGGAAAUAUUUCGAGGUAAAUCUAAAAACUGGAGCCCUCUAUGUUAACGGGAGAAUAGAUCGAGAAGAGCUUUGUGGUAAUGACGCCAAAUGCUCACUCAGUGUAGAAGCUGUUAUUAAUAAUCCACUGAAACUGUACCGUAUUGAAAUUACGAUUUUAGAUGUAAAUGAUAAUUCUCCUUUAUUUGAGAGUACGUUGCAAUCAAUGAACAUUACUGAGAGCACAGCGGCGGGAGCAAAAUUUCCUCUGCAUCAAGCUCACGAUGCUGACGUGGGUAAAAACACUGUAAACAACUACAGGCUGAGUCAAAAUGAACAUUUCUCUCUUGAUGCACACAAAGUUCAGGGUGUAACUCCUGAGAUGGUGCUUCAGAAAGUUUUAGACAGGGAAAAACAGUCUGUGAUUACGCUCACACUGACUGUCAUCGAUGGGGGAACACCUGCUAAAUCCGGAAGCAUGACAAUAAUAGUUAAUGUACUGGACGUUAAUGACAAUCCUCCCGUUUUCAGCCAAAGGUUGUAUAAAGCCAGAGUCUACGAAAAUGUUAAAAUAGGCACACCAAUAAUUACAUUAAAUGCGACUGAUUUAGAUGAAGGACAAAAUGGAAAAGUGAUAUAUUCAUUUAGUGAAGUUGGUCAGGGGAAACAAACUAAUUCAUUUGUUAUAGAUGAGAAAACAGGAACUGUAACGAAUAAAAGGAAUAUUGACUAUGAAGAAAGUAAUGCUUUUGAACUUCGAGUACAAGCCAGUGAUGGAGCCUCUUCCCCUCUCACGUCACAUGCCAAAUUACUGAUUGAGGUUUUAGAUGUUAAUGACAACCCACCUGAAAUUUCAGUCACAUCGCUAUUGAACACUGUUAAAGAGGAUGCAUCAGUUGACACAGCCAUUGCUCUUGUUUCAAUAUUUGAUAAAGAUGGAGGUAAAAAUGGGAUGGUGACAUGUAAAAUUUCUAAUAAUGUUCCUUUUAAAUUGGAGUCAAACUACAAGAAUUCAUAUUCAUUAGUUGUAGACGGUCCUCUUGACCGAGAGACUGCACCUCAGUACAACAUCAGCAUCACUGCUACUGAUGAGGGCAGCCCACCACUCUCCAGCACGAGUGUUAUAAC